AUGGCGAAAGCUUCCCAUACAUUGCAAAAAGGUGCCGUCGUCCAGCACACCACCAAAGCCCAUAACCUGAAAGGUCAACUGCCUGAAGGGAGCAUGGAAUCUUUGGCAAUAAACAAUCGUUUCGUCACGCUGAACUGCCGAACACUAUCGAGUGAACUCCAACAAGCCGCUCUAUCCACACUUCUGCGAUAUCUCUGUGUGCCUUUUGCUGCACUGCAGGAAACACGCAUGAGGGAUCGGCCCGUCAUCAGCAUCGAAAAUUACACCAUAUACUGCGGCGAUGCUGAUGAGAACAAAGUAGGUGGCUGCACCUGGUGGAGAAAUUUGGCUCAACGUCGUCUAGAUGCGCCUUUCUACAACUGCGGGAUCGCAGAGGACGUAAACUCUGGAUCGUAA
Messenger RNA from Necator americanus (New World hookworm), 396 nucleotides. RefSeq lists its product as uncharacterized. Lineage: Eukaryota; Metazoa; Nematoda; Chromadorea; Rhabditida; Ancylostomatidae. The transcript has a single exon. The coding region runs from base 1 to 396 and encodes 131 amino acids. The record is from RefSeq and is a predicted model, not a curated record.